This is a messenger RNA of Sesamum indicum (sesame), 1604 nucleotides long. RefSeq names its product UDP-glycosyltransferase 83A1. The record is from RefSeq and is a predicted model, not a curated record. NCBI's taxonomy places the organism in Eukaryota, Viridiplantae, Streptophyta, Magnoliopsida, Lamiales, Pedaliaceae. Gene Ontology annotation, molecular function: quercetin 3-O-glucosyltransferase activity; quercetin 7-O-glucosyltransferase activity.
AACUCCACCUCAGUGCAUUGCCUGUUUCACGUGACAUUGUAGCAGUCUAUAAAUAUCAUUGUAUCUAGUGGAACAUUGAACUGAAUCAAUGGCAGUGAUUAAGGGCAAGAAGCCUCAUGUACUGGCGGUGCCGUAUCCAGCUCAAGGCCACGUUAAGCCGCUCAUGAAACUGGCGCGCCUAAUUGCCAGACAUGGGAUCAAGGUUACAUUUGUUAACAUAGAAUGCAUACAUGAAAAGAUUGUGGCAGCUGCGAAGAUGUCUGGUAGUGAAGAGGAGGAUGAUCAGGAGGACGGCGACAUAGUCCUGACCUCGAUCCCUGAUGGGAGAAGUCCUGAGGAUGAUCAAAACAACUCUUUUAAGCUGUUGGAAAGCCUUAGGAAUACGAUGCCUGGAUUCUUGACAGGUUUGAUUGAGAGUAUUAACAGGUCUAACGGUGAUGAGAGAGUUUCUUGUGUCAUAGCUGAUAUUUCAAUUGGGUGGAUUUUGGAGACUGCUCAGAAGAUGGGAGCGGAACCUGUUAUCUUUUCACCACCUUCUGCUGCUGCCCUAGCCAUAGUACUUCACAGUCCAGGGCUUUUGGAACAAGGGAAUCUUGACUCAAAUGGAACCAUCAAGAAAGAUGAAAUGAUCAGCCUGUCGGACAACAUACCCCCCUGGAGAAAAGAUGAACUAGCGUGGAGCUUCCCCGCGGACUUAGAAACCCAAAAGAUCUUCUUUGAAUGUUCAUUAAGAAUCGAAAAGACAAUAAUCCAGACUAAGUGGUUGCUAAGCAACACCUGUUAUGACCUUGAAUCCUCAGCUUGUGAUUUGAUUCCAGGGUUCCUGCCCGUUGGACCAUUACUAGAGACUAACAACCCGAAAUCUUUGUCCAAUUCUUGCAACUUCCACCCUGAGGACGCAUCCUGUUUAAGCUGGUUGAACAAUAAACCACCUGGAUCAGUGGUUUAUGUUUCUUUCGGCAGCUUAGCAGUUCUGUCUCAGCAACAGUUAGAUGAGCUUGCACUCGGGCUGGAGCUUUCGGGCAUGGCUUUUCUGUGGGUGGUCAGAUCCGAUCUUGCAAACGGUUCACGAGCUGUCUACCCGGGUGGCUUCCUGGAGAGAGUCGGCGAGCUUGGGAAGAUCGUCGAAUGGGCGCCUCAAGAGAGAGUUCUUUCUCAUCCAUCUGUCGCCUGUUUCCUGUCGCACUGCGGGUGGAACUCGACUCUGGAAGGUUUGAGCAAUGGGGUGCCGUUUCUGUGUUGGCCUUAUUUUGCUGAUCAGCAUCAUAAUCAGAAUUACAUCUGUGAGAAGUGGGAGAUUGGGGUGAGAAUUGAUCCUGAAGAGAAUGGGAUGAGGACGAGGCAUGAAAUCAAGACAAAGAUUGAGAUGCUGUUUUCCGAUGGUAGGUUUAAGGCAAAUGCAAUGAAAGUGAAGGAAAUUAUUGGGAAGAGUGUUGGGGAAGGGGGCUCUUCGUACAAGAAUUUUAAGACAUUUGUUGAUCAUCUCAGCAAAUGAGGAUGACUGUGCUGCAUGUUGUCUUUGAAUUUCUAAGGUUUGGUCAUGUAAUGUUGAUUUUCGUAUAUCAUCUCUUUUCUUGAAUUGUAAUGUUUUUGCAUGUAUCUUA